Messenger RNA from Ixodes scapularis (black-legged tick), 2739 nucleotides. RefSeq lists its product as uncharacterized. The record is from RefSeq and is a predicted model, not a curated record. The transcript has 3 exons. Gene Ontology annotation, molecular function: zinc ion binding; nucleic acid binding. Lineage: Eukaryota; Metazoa; Arthropoda; Arachnida; Ixodida; Ixodidae. Bases 170 to 2503 code for a protein of 777 amino acids.
CAGUCCAUCCUUCGUCUGGCCACUCCUUGCACCGCAGACAUAACAACUGGCGACGAAGAUGGGGGCAACAAAGCCAAGACGAAGGUGAGAAGCCUUGAAGCUGCGUCCAAACAGACAGCGAAACAUCACCGCAAGCCGCUGGGUACUCGGCGACAGCAAGUUUCUCAAGAUGGCAUCCUCCAGUCAUAUCGGCCAAGUAGAAGCCUUCGAUGAAACUGUGAGUGACUGGCAGUCUUAUGAAGAAAGGUUGACGUCCUUUUUUCUGAUCAACAAAAUACCUGACGACCUCAAGGUGCAUGCUUUUUUAAGCGUUAUUGGGCCUAAAACGUACAGUCUCUUGAAGUCUUUGACGGCACCUGCCAAACCGUCAGAAAACACGCUAGAGCAACUAACCCAAUUGCUGCGAAACCAGCUGUCACCGAGAGUAUCAGUGAUUGGAGAACGAGCGAAAUUCCAUCGCCGUAGUCAGUUGGAACACGAGAGUAUCGCACAAUAUGUAGCGGAGCUCAGGAAGCUCUCUCAAACCUGUGAAUUUGGCGGUUUCCUAGAUGAGUCGCUGAGAGAUCGGUUCGUGUGCGGUUUGUUCCGUGCGGACAUACAGCGGUAUUUGUUUGCAGAGGAUAAAACGUUGACAUUUCAAAAAGCCGUUGAACGCGCACUCGCGUUAGAAGAAGCUAAAAAAAAUGUUCAGGAGGCGCACGCAAAAGAAAGGAGCGAUGACUUGCACAAGAUGAGUACCGAAGAUUCCGCGAAAAGGAAACAGUCGUUCGAGUGUUAUCGCUGUGGCUCUGAUAAGCAUUUCGCCCGGGCGUGUCCGCACAUUGCAGAUAAGUGCAUGAAUUGCGGCAAGAAGGGUCACGUUCAGCGUGCAUGUCGGAGUGCCAAGAAGAAGACUGUUGGCGGAAAGAAGUGGGUCCGGACUCUUCAAAGCGACGACACAUUCAACGUCAAGAUGCUGUCACCGCAAAGCCGGCGACCCAUCACCGUCGACGUGGAAGUUCAAGGAACUUCCUUGAGCAUGGAAUUGGACACGGGAGCCACGGUGUCCAUAAUACCGAAGCAGCAGUUCAAGAAAUUUCAGCCUCCUUUGAAGCUUGAACCCACCGAGCUACGCCUCAAGACUUACACCGGGGAAGUCGUGCAACCCUGCGGUUUCGUCAAAGCGUCCGUAAGAUACAAGGGUCAAGAGGACGUUCUACCCCUCUACGUAGUUGACCACAAUGGCCCGCCUCUUUUGGGCCGCGAGUGGCUCACACGUCUUCGUCUGGACUGGGACAACAUCUGCGGCGUACACAAGCUGUCGGACUCUCAUCGGUCUGAUGCAAGCAAGAAGUACGAGGCACGCCUAAAAGAACUUCAAGCCAAGUACAGCCGCAUCUUCGACGGCACCCUUGGCAAGAUAGAAGCAACGCUGGCAAAGCCUUUCUACAGGUUACUACAGAAGGAUGCUCCCUGGUGCUGGAAUCGGAAAUGUCAAGAUGCCUUCCAAGCCAUCAAGGAAAUCUUGUCUUCGACGGAGGUGCUGGCACACUACGACCCGGCACGCCCGCUGCAGCUAUCCUGCGAUGCGUCUGCGUAUGGUCUCGGCGCUGUGCUGUCGCACGUCAUGAAAGAUGGCACGGUAAGGCCAAUUGCCUACGCUUCCCGAACAUUAUCAAAGGCUGAGGAAAACUAUAGCCAGAUUGAAAAGGAGGCGCUCGCCCUAAUCUUUGGCGUCAAGAAAUUCCACUUCUACAUUUAUGGUCGGGAGUUUACGUUGAUUACUGAUCAUAAACCUUUGCAAGCGAUCCUUGGGCCAAAGAGUGGGAUCCCGGCAAUAGCCGCCGCAAGACUGCAGAGGUGGGCGGUAACUCUGUCAGCCUACAAGUAUAAACUUGCCUACAGGACGUCCGCAGAGAACGCGGACGCGGACUGUUUUUCACGACUUCCGUUGCAGUCCACAGAAGUAGACGACAGUCACGACGAGACGUUUUAUACGCUGCGAUUGGCAUCUCUACCAGUCACCAGUAGGGACAUCGCGCGUCAUACAGAGCGUGAUCCCGUCCUCAGCUUGGUCGUAGACUUCACCAAGAAGGGAUGGCCAUCACAUCUUGAUGAUAAAGUGUUGAAGCCCUAUUUUGACAGACGCAGGGAACUCACAGUCCACGAGCGGUGCCUGAUGCAUGGAAUGAGAGUCGUCGUGCCCCCGAAACUUCAACAGCUGGUCCUGGAGGAGCUACACCAGGGACACCCAGGAAUAGUGCGGAGCAAAGCACUCGCCCGAAGCUACGUAUGGUGGCCCUCCUUGGAAACGGACUUGGAGAACCAAGAGCGGCCCCACAUGGUUCCACGCAACAGUACUGCAGCGGACGGGACCAGUGUCCUACGUGGUCAAGGUGCGGACACCGGAUGGACUCCGUACUUGGAGGCGACACAAGGACCACCUGCGCUCAGCGUCUACUGCAGUGACAGCGCCGUCCCUUGUGGGGGAGGACGAUACCGACACCAUCUAUCCUGCGUCUGAAGCCGACGUACCACCUCCGUCUACUGUCUCCGCAAGACAAGCGGUGCCCGUCACCCCCACUAACGCUGCGCCUCGGCGAUACCCACAACGCCAGAGAAGACCCCCCGAUCGCUAUGAAGCCUCAUGACGUUCCAAAUUGCGGUGGAGGAAGUGCUAGAGGCCGCUGCCGUUGCUAUCAGCAGUACGCAUAGUACUGACGUCACCGGGCGCUCUAUAAGAAGAGCACCGUCAUACGC